AUGAGCACUGCUUAAUAUAGUUUAGAUCCUCCUUUACAUACCUCUUUAUUUUAUAAUAUUGAAAUAAAUAACAAGUUUUAAGACUUCCUAUAUUUUGAACCUAUUCACAUAGUCUCUCAAAAAAAUAAAUAUUACAACAUUAAAAAAGAAAUAAAGUUAACCCCAACUAUCAACUAUGAUAACAAUUCAUCAAUGUAUUAUAAAAUAUAAGUAUAAAAAAUGAGAGUAAAAAAGGCUAGAUAAUCAAAAAGUAAUAAAUAUCAAAAAAUACCUGAUUUAUUAGAUUAUAAUUCUUGUUUAAGAAUAAUUUAACCUAAUUCGAUGAGUGUAAAAGUUACUCAAAGGAAAUAUUCAUAACCAAAAAGAUUACCUACAAAAUCUUUUUGUCAAUUCUCAAGUAGUAAUGAAUAAUAAUCAAAAGAGCAUACAAAAAUUAAUAUUAGAUUGCCUAAUAUAGAAAAGAAUUAACUACAUAGUCCAUCUAAAAACUCUUUAAAUUGUUGGACUAGAAAUACAUCUUCCAGUUUAUUAUAAAUAAUUUAAUGA
Messenger RNA from Paramecium pentaurelia, 546 nucleotides. The record is from the annotation of a GenBank genome assembly. Lineage: Eukaryota; Ciliophora; Oligohymenophorea; Peniculida; Parameciidae.